AUUCAUGUUAAUCAAUAUACAACAAUGGAAUUGUAAACAGAGUGUUUUGCUCGUACAGUGAUAGCUAUAUCAUAAACAAAUUCCGCUUUCCAGAGAUAAAUUCUGGACUCAGAAGUCAUUCGACCACUGGCAGUGAAAGCGUGAAGAUUGUAAUAUCGGUCCAAAGGAUGAGGGCCCUUCUAUUUGUAGCAGUAUUUUGCUGCAUCUCGUACGUUUCAUGCAAAACCACGCAGAAAAAACCGCUGGAAAAGAAAUACAAUCCGUUAUCAGAUGACUUCAUCAACGAAAUCAACAAUGCCCAAAGUACUUGGACAGCUGGAAGAAAUUUUCCAGAAAACUUAUCGAUGUCAUAUAUCAAGAAACUGAUGGGAGUCUUGCCAAACCAUAAGCAGUAUUUACCAAAAGUGUUGGAAUCAACUGGAGAACCAAUGGAUCUCCCCACUGACUUUGAUGCGAGAAAAAAUUGGCCUGACUGUCCUACUAUUCAGGAGAUAAGGGACCAAGGUUCUUGUGGAUCUUGUUGGGCAUUUGGAGCUGUAGAAGCAAUGUCAGAUAGAACCUGCAUUCAUUCUAAGGGCAAAGUGCAUGUUCAUCUAUCUGCGGAUGAUUUAGUUUCUUGCUGUUACACCUGUGGAUUGGGAUGCAAUGGAGGAUAUCCAGGAGCGGCUUGGCAUUAUUGGGUCCAGAAAGGAAUAGUUUCAGGAGGAGUGUUUGGAUCCAAACAGGGAUGUAGGCCAUAUGAAAUAGCACCUUGUGAACAUCAUGUGAAUGGAACUCGUCCACCAUGUAACGGUGAUGGGAAAACACCAAAAUGCCUGAAGCAAUGCCAGAAAGGUUACCCAUUAGUUUACAAUAAAGACAAACACUUCGGAAAAACAGCUUACUCCAUAUCCAGUAAUCAAGAUGAUAUUCGUAAAGAGAUAUACAAAAAUGGGCCAGUAGAAGGAGCUUUCACUGUUUAUGAAGAUUUGUUGCUAUACAAAAGUGGCGUCUACCAACACAUAAAAGGCUCAGUUUUGGGAGGACAUGCUAUCAGGAUCAUUGGUUGGGGUGUUGAAAAAGGAACUCCGUACUGGCUGAUCGCUAAUUCCUGGAAUUCUGACUGGGGUGAUAAUGGUACCUUCAAAAUACUCCGAGGAUCCGAUGAAUGUGGAAUUGAGGGUGGUAUUGUUGCAGGAUUGCCUAAUGUUUGAAUAUAAACCAUAUUCUCUUUUCUUAUUAUAUUCUAUCGAACAAAUUUCAAGCGUCAUAUUCAUGCAAUACAUAUUUUAAGUAGGCUUAGGAUUAUAGAUUAUUGAAGAAAUGUGAUCUGAAAAUUGUGAUCUUUAUUUUGAGAGGCCAAUAAAUUGAAUUGGGAUUUA
Coccinella septempunctata (seven-spotted ladybird) is the source of this 1361-nucleotide messenger RNA. Its product is annotated as cathepsin B. Lineage: Eukaryota; Metazoa; Arthropoda; Insecta; Coleoptera; Coccinellidae. The record is from RefSeq and is a predicted model, not a curated record. The transcript is spliced from 5 exons. Gene Ontology annotation, biological process: regulation of catalytic activity. The coding region runs from base 168 to 1193 and encodes 341 amino acids. Gene Ontology annotation, cellular component: lysosome. Gene Ontology annotation, molecular function: cysteine-type endopeptidase activity.